Daldinia loculata is the source of this 2061-nucleotide messenger RNA. RefSeq lists its product as uncharacterized. NCBI's taxonomy places the organism in Eukaryota, Fungi, Ascomycota, Sordariomycetes, Xylariales, Hypoxylaceae. The transcript is spliced from 11 exons. The record is from RefSeq and is a predicted model, not a curated record. Gene Ontology annotation, biological process: regulation of DNA-templated transcription; DNA-templated transcription. Gene Ontology annotation, molecular function: zinc ion binding; DNA binding; DNA-binding transcription factor activity, RNA polymerase II-specific. Bases 1 to 2061 code for a protein of 686 amino acids.
AUGAAUCCUGAGAGUACCUCGAAUAACUCGAGCCCUGCCGGUCCAGUGACGCCUACCAACAGUCGAAAGGAGCGGGGUGCCAUAGCUGCUCAGGCCUGCGAGUCUUGCAGACAACGUAAACAAAGAUGCAGUGAAGAGAGACCAAAGUGCGCUACCUGUCAGCUGGAAUGCAAAUACCGAGAGCCUCAACCGACCAAAAAAGACAAGACCCUCGUUGAGAUAUUAGAGCGACUGAAGAGCCUCGAGGGAGGGUUGAGAAAUCUUGAUGGGAAGGUCGAUAGCCUCAAUGCUCGAGGUACACUCCCCCUAUCUAUUUAUGGCCCAAUACAGUCCAACCCUCCCCCUGCGUCUCUAGACCCUGGUCCUCCCAGCCCGUGGCCUCCUACAAACGUUCACCUUCAGCCCUCAGCAAUUCCCCUGGCCUCGCCCCGAGAUGUGCAAUAUGUCUCUGCCACUCACAGGAUGCUCUCCUGGCCUUUUAUACAGCAGCUCCUUGAGAAUAAGGUUCCGAGCCUCGACUUAACGAGCUUAGAGAAGGACGGAGCUGCUAUGUUGUUGGGUUUACAAGGAACAUCUCUAUCACUACAAGUUCCUUCCCCUAGUCAGGUUGAAGGGCUGCAGGCGGGUGGGCUGAGUUUAAACUGGGAAACAAUGCAAAGACUUACUAAAUCGUAUUUCGACACAUUUAACUUGAUAUAUCCGAUCAUGGACCGGCAAGUCUUCUUGUCCGAAGUCUUACCGGCUAUGGCGAGCCACGGCUUCGAUGAGAGCAGCUCUUCGACGUUAACAUGUCUAGUAUUCGCGCUUGGUGAAGUAGCCAUCAGCGCCGUGCAGGGCGCUCCGCUUGGGACACAUAAAGGCCGUCCUAGUGGUAUUAGGGGAGGAACAAUGGAAAGGCCGCCGGGACUACUGUUUUUCAAUGAGGCUAGAAAGAGAAUGGGUUUCAAUCUGACCGAAUGCAGUCUAGAAAACGUGCAGAUCUUUGCAUUAGCAGCCAUAUAUUAUGGGACAUGUUGUCAUCAUCUGGAGUUUUGGCGUAUGACGACCUCGGCAUCGCUGGCGUGCCAGGCAUUGUUGACGAGUAACCCGGAUGUACUAACAACUCACCGAGGGGACUUGGUCCGGAGAACGUUUUGGCAUUGCUCUAUAAUGGAGACGUGUCUGAAUAUGGAGCUAAAUAUUUCUCGGACUGGAUUGGAUAAGCUAGAAUCACUAGUAGGACUACCUGACUUCAGCGGCUCAUUCUCCGAAGAAGAUUAUGUCGGGAACCAAGCUUCCCACUUUCAGGAACAUUUCGCUUCGCAAAUAGUACUUCGGCGGCUAUCCGUGGAGUUUCAUACUACGCUAAGUAAUGCUUUCGGCCCUACGAAUCCUCCUCCCGAAACGCCAAUAUCCCCAGCAGCCGUGAUGACGAAGCAAAUGGCCGAACAGUUGGAUCAAUGGAGAGGCUUACUGCCAGUAUAUCUGCGCUGGGAGGAAGAUAAUCCAGGGGCAUUCUCGAAUCAGGCUGAAGAAAUGUACGGUGAUCAAUCGAUGUACCCGCCCCCCGUCCCCGACCUUCAUACGAAUUUCAUGUUUUCGGCGGACCUAGAUAACCCUCCUGUGACCUAUCCUUACGCGGUGGAUAUACAGGCCGCCAGCCUUAGGACACGAUAUUACUACGUUAAGUAUCUCAUCUACAGGCCAUUCAUCUUCAAAGCCCUACAUCAUCCUGAGCAGAUGACACGGGACGACGCGGAGGGUGUCGUGGAAUGUCUUAAGGCGAUGUUAAAGUGGCCUAUUGCGAUGUCGCCAACUUGUUUCCACAAGAGACUAAUCCCAUGCCUCUUCUUCUGGUCACAGAAUCUCCUCGGCAUUCUCCUGAUCCUACAUCUGACACAGCAGGUACCCAUCCUAAUGCGAAUACGGGCAUCGCUGAUGGGGACUAAAUUCGACCAAGAUGCUAACGAGACGGCCGUAUUGUGCAUCGAUUGGAUACGGGACCUCAAAGAUACGGAUGCGACCGCUCUAUGGUGUUGGGAGAUUCUGAAAGGAGUCUACUCUCUAGAGGACGACACGUGA